GGCGUUGGGGUGGCAGGAAGGCCUCGAGGGCAGCUCCCUUUGGCGCCUGGAAGGGAAUCCUCCUUCUUUUUUCUCUCCUCCUUUUCCCCCUCUCCCUUGAGGUACGCUGCCGGGUCUGCCGGCGCUAUCCUAUGAUCUGUGAGGGACAAGUUGUUCGACAGCUGGUGCCUCUGCUUGCCCUGAUGUCAGUCAAGACAGCCGCAGCAUCUCUCAGCGCCUUCCUGCCAACCAUCUCCCACCGCAGCGCCAUGGAAAGAUCCCGCUUCAUGGCUGGCGUGACCCGCCGGCUCUCAUCAGCUGAUGGUCCGUGCAUGCGCCUCAAACACACACGCGCUCGAGCCUUGCCGUGUUCCUCUCUCUGCUGUGUCUGUGUUUUUGCAGCCUCGACAUCGACUGGACCUCCUCCUCGCGGCACAGCGUUUGUGCAGGCAGGAUCCGGUGGGCUGGGCAUUGCCAUCUGCAAAGAGCUCCUGAGGUCUGGCUAUGGCGAGGUCAUCGCCUCCCACAACCGACCGCCCUCGGCCGCCUUCCAAGAGCUACUCGACCGUUAUGGUGGCGGUGAGCACAAGCGCCUUCACCAGGUGCAUCUGGACAUAACCGACGAGGCCUCUAUCGAGGCCGCCAGCCAGUGGGUGGAGGGGUCUGUUGGUGCUGAGGGGCUGGAUCUCGUGAUUGUGGCGUCGGGCAUGCUGCAUCCGUCGGGCAGGGGCGAGACGUCGAUCAGCAAAGUGACUCAGGCCGACUUGCAGCGGACCUUCGCCGUCAAUUGUGUGGGGCAUGCCCUGGUGGCGAAAUGGUUCAGCCCGUUGCUCGUCCGCAGGUCGGUCGGUAGGAGGCUCGCCCUGAUCAUCCAUCUCUCUCUCUCCAUGGAUCUCUCUUGCCGUGUGUGUCCGCCCGUGCAGAUCACAGCGAGUGUGUGCGGCAGAUCGUCCCCCGCGGCUUGUCAACAUCUCGGCGCGCAUCGGGUCUAUCAGCGACAACCGAUUGGGCGGCUGGUACGGCUACAGGAUGUCCAAGGCGGCCCUCAACCAGCUGACGAGGACGCUGAGCGUCGAGCUGGGCAAGCGGAAUGUGUGUGUGUUCUCGGUGCAUCCCGGGACGGUGGACACGGACUUCUCGAGACCCUACCACAAGAACGUGCCCGAAGAGCAGCUCUUCCCGGCAGACAAGUCUGCGAGUAUGCUGGUGAAGCUGAUGAAUGAGGCGAGUAUGGAGCAGAACGGGCGGUUCUUUGCGUAUGACGGGAGUGAGAUACCUUGGUGACUGACGGGAAGGUAGUGUACAGCUAGCUGUUGGUCGUGUGUGGCAGGAGGGAGGCGGGGCGAGAAGUAGAUCGGUCGGCAGGGUGUGAGAGCGACGCUCUCGGGCCCUUCUGUGUAUACAGAACACAGCUCAUCGGUGGAUGGAUAGACACGUCCAUAAAAUUUCAGUGAGUG
Messenger RNA from Vitrella brassicaformis, 1436 nucleotides. NCBI's taxonomy places the organism in Eukaryota, Vitrellaceae. The record is from the annotation of a GenBank genome assembly.